Molecule: messenger RNA, 1746 nt
Organism: Micromonas commoda
Lineage: Eukaryota; Viridiplantae; Chlorophyta; Mamiellophyceae; Mamiellales; Mamiellaceae
Exons: 1
Coding region: 1-1743 (580 amino acids)
Biological process (GO): peptidyl-lysine monomethylation
Cellular component (GO): nucleus
Molecular function (GO): protein binding; protein-lysine N-methyltransferase activity
Source: RefSeq, a predicted model, not a curated record
AUGUCGACCGCGAGCGCCGGGUCGUCGGGUAGUAUCGUCAUAGGAGCGCGGCAUGGGUACGCGCGGAGGACGGCUCUCCGGAGCAGCCCCGGUCGGAGGAGGCUCCGGACGUGCGCGGGUAAGCUGAGUCAGCGGAAAACUCGUGGCUCCCGAGGGCUCUCCGUCGUCGCCGAGCAACACGGCAUAUCGUUAGAGGACGCGCGGGCGCUGUUCUCCAAGCGAUUCUGCAAGGGCAGUGGGGUGCACCUGGAGCUUCAGGAGACUCCGACCGGUCGCGGCCUCGUCGCCACCGCGCCCGUCGCGCCGGGCGACGUCCUCAUCACCGUCCCGUGGCGCGAAGCCAUCCACGUCCUCGAGGACGGGUACUCCGACGGCGACGACCUGCGCCUGGCGCUAGAGCUGCUGCACGUGCUGGACGACGGCGACGAGGACGGGUACAUAGACGGCGAGUAUGAUGCCAGGGUCAAGACCUGGAGGAAGUACCGCCCCAUGCUGCCGGUAUCCACCGGGGCGGCCGCGUUCUGGUGCGUCGAUAACAUCAGGGAGCUGCAGUUCCCGGAGGCUGUGGAGAAGACGCUGGCGCAACGCGCGGAGUUCACGGCGGGCGCUAUGCGGCACAGCAACGACUCGCGCACCAAGGAAAGGAUCAUGUGGGCGCUGCAGCAGGUGCACAGCAGGAGCUUCAGCGUGAUGACCCCGCAGGGACGGGCGCGUUGUCUGGUGCCCUACGUCGACCUCUUCAACCAUCGACCCGAGUCGCCCAAGGAGGCCAGGAUGACGGACGAGCUCCUGCAGCGCGCGUUACGAAAGGCGUUCACGAAAGGCAGCGAGGAGGGCAUCAACGACGGCGAGUGGGCGGGCGCCGAGCCGUGGCAGGUGGUCGGCCCGGACCCCGAGGACCUCGAGAACUGGGAGGACGCGGCUGUGUUUCAGAUGCGGUCCAUCUGGGCCUACGAACCUGGCGAGGAGGUGUUCAUCACGUACGGUCACGAAACCUCCGCGGAGUUGCUGACGUCGUACGGGUUCUUCCCCGAGCCCAACGACGGCGAAUUCAUCAGGGUGUACGAAAACGUCCAGGACCUCAUCGACGACGAUCGGUUCGUGGAUGAAGAGUUGAACUCUCCCGCGCUGCAGAUGGAGAAGGAGCAGUUCAUGUGGUCGAUGCUCGCGGUGGAGGCCCCGCUCGCGAUAAGGCCGGGCGGCGUACGCGAAUCCGCGCACUUGCUCAGCGCCCUGCGCGUCGUACACGCGCGCGAGAACCAGCUCGCCGCGAUGAGGGACGACGACGUUCCGAGGAUCGGUCACAGCACGUUCGUGUGGACGGAGGGCGACGAGCCGUGCGGCAUGUGGGACCCCGACCGGUUCCUCUCCUGCUUCUUCGACGAGUCAUGCGACAGCGACGAGUGGCUCUGGGACGACGACGACGCGAGGGACAGGGACGCGACCGACCGCGCCGCGCUCGCGCAGGCGUGCGCCAGGUGCGAGGAGAUCCUGCGCGACGAUUUCGCCACGACGCUCGAGGAGGACCAGGUCAUGCUCGACGAGAUCGAGGAGGCCAUCCGCGGGCUCUCUCCGGAGGAAGCGGAUGAAGACCCGGAGGGACACCUGGAGUACGUCGCGGCGCUGAGGUACAGGAUGAGCGUCAAGCGGAUCCUGCGGGACUUCAUCAGCGAGUGCAAGCGGGCGUACGGCGUGGAGGCCGAGGCGUUGAAGGCUGAACCCGAAUUUGAGUACAUCGAGUGAUGA